Vigna unguiculata (cowpea) is the source of this 1660-nucleotide messenger RNA. Its product is annotated as Tetratricopeptide repeat (TPR)-like superfamily protein. NCBI's taxonomy places the organism in Eukaryota, Viridiplantae, Streptophyta, Magnoliopsida, Fabales, Fabaceae. Gene Ontology annotation, molecular function: protein binding. The record is from RefSeq and is a predicted model, not a curated record.
AUUUCAGUUACUCAAACACUCAAUUUUUUUUUUUUGCAAUUGAUUAUACUGUGAAGCUUAAUUCAGUUCCUGAUUGUUUGUUUCGAAAUUUCUGAAACUCAUCCGGAUGCAUUCAAUACUAUAUCGUGCUAUUAUUGUUGGUGAUUCCCGUUACAUAUGUUAUCAAUCUAGGCCUUUGUGUUCUUCUCUAGGAACUAGACAUUUUUCCCAUGAAAAACAAUGCGGAGAAGAGCUUUCCAGGUACCUGGACAUUCUCACUGUGAAACUUGGCAAAGGAAGCAGUGAGGAAGAAACCCUUCACACCCUCUUGAAUGAUGAAACUUGUGAUGCCAUACCCCUCUCCCAAAACCUUGUUCACCUGUUGCUCCAGCGAUACAAGGAUGAUUGGCAAUCUGCACUGGCUGUAUUUAGAUGGGCUGGUUCACAGUCCAGCUUUAGACAUUCGCCGGAGUCAUACGAUAUGAUGGUCGAUAUAUUGGGUAGAAUGAAGGUUAUGAAAAAGUUGAGGGAUUUGUUAGAUGAAAUGCGCAAGAGUGGUCUGGUCACUAUGAAUACUGUGGCUAAGGUAAUGAGACGGUUUGUUGGGGCAGGUCAGUGGGUAGAUGCAGUUAAGAUAUUUGAUGAUUUGCAAGCUCUUGGGUUGGAGAAGAACACAGAAUCCAUGAACUUGUUGCUUGAUACCCUCUGCAAAGAGAGAUUUGUGCAGCAAGCUCGUGAAAUUUUCUUGGAGCUGAAGCAGCACAUUGCUCCUAAUGCUCACACCUUCAACAUAUUCAUUCAUGGAUGGUGCAAAAUCUGCCGUGUUGAUGAGGCACAUUGGACGAUUGAAGAGAUGAAAGGAUAUGGUUGUCGCCCUUGUGUUAUAAGUUAUUCCACAAUCAUUCAGUGUUACUGUCAAGAAGGGAAUUUCAUCAAGGUGUAUGAGCUUCUUGAUGAAAUGAAGGCUCAAGGGUGCCCGGCUAAUGUGAUAACUUAUACUACUAUCAUGAGUGCACUAGCAAAGGCUGGAAAGUUUGAGGAAGCUUUGAAAGUACCUGAAAGAAUGAGGUCUUCUGGAUGUAGGGCUGAUACACUUUUCUUCAAUUCUUUCUUAUAUACAUUGGGGAGAGCAGGUAGAUUAGAUGAUGCUGCCUAUGUAUUUAACGUGGAAAUGCCCAAGGCUGGUGUUUCUCCAAAUACAUCGACCUAUAAUUCAUUGAUUUCUAUGUUUUGUUAUCAUGCCCAAGAAAAGAGAGCUUUUGAAAUACUGAAGGAGAUGGAAAAUUCAAACUAUUGUAGGCCUGAUGCUCAGACUUACCACCCAUUGAUCAAGUCUUGCUUUAGAACUGGAAAAAUAGAUAGUGUGUUGAAUGAUAUAUUAAAUGACAUGAUUAAUAAAUAUCAUCUCAGUCUUGAUCUUUCAACCUAUACACUGCUAAUUCACGGGCUUUGUAGAGGAGAUCGAUGCAAUUGGGCGUUCUCUCUGUUUGAGGAGAUGAUUGAUCAAGAUAUAAUUCCUAGAUUCAAAACUUGCCGAUUGCUGUUGGAUGAAGUGAAGCAGAAAAAUAUGUUUCAAACUGCUGAGAAAAUUGAGGAUCUUAUGAAAAAAUUGUAAAUGCAUGAGCUUCUUAUGUGUGCGUACACUUCUUUGUUACACAUGAUGUUAACCAUUUGAUACAAA